Messenger RNA from Heterocephalus glaber (naked mole-rat), 699 nucleotides. RefSeq names its product regenerating islet-derived protein 3-alpha. Lineage: Eukaryota; Metazoa; Chordata; Mammalia; Rodentia; Bathyergidae. The record is from RefSeq and is a predicted model, not a curated record.
CAUAAUGCUGGCUCCUGUGGCACUACACAGCGUAUCCUGGUUGCUGCUCUCCAGCCUAAUGCUCCUAUCUCAGGUGCAAGGUGAAGAGUCCCAGGACAAACUGGCCUCACCACGAAUUAACUGCCCCAGAGGUUCCAGGGCCUAUGGCUCCUACUGCUAUGCCCUGUUUAGAACAGCUAAAUCCUGGACUGAUGCAAAUUUGGCCUGCCAGAAGCGGCAUGAAGGACACCUGGCAUCAGUGCUCUCUGCAGUUGAGGGGUCCUUUGUGUCCUCUCUAAUCAAGAGCAGUGGAAACACCUACCAAUAUGUAUGGAUUGGGAUCUAUGACCCCACAAUGGGCUUUGAAUCCAAUGGAGAUGGAUGGGAGUGGAGUAGCACUGAUAUACUGGAUUACACUAACUGGGAGAGGAAUCCUUCCAGUGCCUCUGACCGUGGUUACUGUGGGAGCGUGUCACGAGCCUCAGGAUUUCUGAAGUGGAGAGAUUACAACUGUGCUGUGCAGUUACCCUAUGUCUGCAAGUUCAAGGGCUAGGGUGGAUAGCAGUCUGAAUUUGUAUGGAGCUAACCAUGUGCAAGAAUCAGGUUCUGAAGAUUCACCCAAGAAGGGAGUUUUCUCUCUCCAUACUGAAAUAUGACCCCUGCUUCUGAUCAUCCCUCUUCUACUUGCUUCUCAUCUAAUUUCAGGACCUUCUGUGUUGU